UAAAACAUAUUUUCAAAAAGUAAUAGAAUAAAAUUUAGUAUUUUUAUUACACUGUUCAUCGAUAUGAUAGAAUCGUGUUCCAAAAAACGUAUGCUAUUAGGUAUAACCUUAUUAGGGGGGUUAACAAUUUUAGUUUUGAUAAUUGAAAGCCACUGGACUGAUCAUACUACAGGAAAAAUAUUUGUUGAAAAUAUCGAGGCUAAUUCCACUUGCUUCUCUGGAGAAGACUUUAAAAUAAUCUCUGAAUGUAAUCCUUGUACUGCUUUUGAAAUAGCUAGUCAAAGUAUUGGAGUAUGCACCAAAACAAGAUAUAAAGAAAUUGUUGAAUGUAAAUCUGGAGAAAAAAUUAUAAGAAGUUGCGAUAGAGUUGCAUGGUUGGAAGAAAGAACUUUUUGGAAAUUUGAGAGCUUUGCAUUUAGUGGAGCUAUUAUAUCUUGUAUUAUUGUAUUUUGGAGAGAAAAUAUUCUUAGACAACGAGUUAUAAGAAAAGUAGCAAGACAAUUGAGAGGCAGUGUUUGAAUUGGUAUUAUAGA
This is a messenger RNA of Ceratosolen solmsi marchali, 533 nucleotides long. RefSeq names its product jumping translocation breakpoint protein JTBR (gene JTBR). NCBI's taxonomy places the organism in Eukaryota, Metazoa, Arthropoda, Insecta, Hymenoptera, Agaonidae. The record is from RefSeq and is a predicted model, not a curated record. Gene Ontology annotation, cellular component: spindle; midbody; cytoplasm. The transcript is spliced from 3 exons. Bases 64 to 519 code for a protein of 151 amino acids. Gene Ontology annotation, biological process: mitotic cytokinesis.